This is a messenger RNA of Dentiscutata erythropus, 1308 nucleotides long. NCBI's taxonomy places the organism in Eukaryota, Fungi, Glomeromycota, Glomeromycetes, Diversisporales, Gigasporaceae. The record is from the annotation of a GenBank genome assembly.
AUGGCAGGAGAGAAAAAUUUGGACAAUGGUAUGUUGAGUGAAGAGAAUUUGGACGACAAUAUUUUGAGUGAAGAGAAUUCUGAUGAUUAUAUGUUGAGUGAAGAAAAUUUAGACGAUGAUAUAUUGUGUGAAGAAAAUUUGGAUGAUGAUAUGUUGAGUAGUGAAAGUUCUGAUAAAGAUGUGUUGAGUGAAGAAAAUUUGGACGAUGAUAUGUUGAAUGUGUUGAGUGAAGAAAAUUGGGACGAUAAUAUGUUGAUUGAAGAAAAUUCCGAAGAAAGUUUUGAUAUUGGUAUAUUAAAUGAAGUUGAUGAUAUAUUGAGAGAAAGUAAUAGUGUGUUUGACAAAGAUGGUUCUGAUAGAAAAAUUGUUGAUAAACCAUUAAAUGCUGAAAAAAUGCCAUCUAUUAACGGAGAAUUUGCUCCGUACUUCAAAAACAUUAUAGAGGCAUUAAUAGUUUGUUGGAUUAAGAAACAUAAUAUUUGCCAAGAAGUUGCAAAAAACUAUGAACUCUGGUAUAGUAAAAUUUGGAAAGAGUCGCCAAAAUUUGGAUGUAAGUCUGUUACUAUAGGCAAAGACUUUGUAGUUUAUAGAGAAUCUACAAAAAGGAUUGGCUGUAUUUUGUCAAUAGUUCAAAAAGAUGGUAGUAUUAAGAUCAAUAUCCAACGUGCUCUGACAUUUGAAGAGCUGCCGAUAAAUCUGCAAAGUAAUAAUCAUAAAGAAAGAUCAUUGAACAGUGAGAAACCCGAUAACAAUGAGAAUAAUGCAAAUGAAGAUAAAUAUAUUAAGAUUUCAUUAAAAAAGCGAAUUCCACAAAAAAAUAUUGAGGAGUCAAUACUUUCAGAUUUAAAAGCGCAAUUAGAAUUAUUCUAUGAAGAUUUAGGAUAUUCAUUUGCAGCCUGGAAUAAUUUGUUGUCAUUCUUUGAGUAUGCAAAUUUCCUGGUUGAAGAAAAUGGUACCUUUAUUCAAUGCCGUUUACAUAUUGGAGACGUUGUUUCAAUCAAUUCUGAUGAAGAAGAUGAAAGUUUUUCAAUUAUACAUUCAAUAUUUUGUGACCGAAAGGAUGAACAUAACAUUACCUUCAUUAUUAUUAAUUGGUUUGAAAACACAAACCAAAUGAAGUUAGGUUGCCUAGUAUACAGGCUACAUACAACAAAUAAGUGGCGAAGAAUUUUUCUAAUUGGUGUAGUCAAUGCAGUCAGUACGGUACAUUUUGUACACAAUUGUAAAAAUGAUGAAUGUAUUAAGGGCAAUCAUAAUCUUGCUAAUGAUUUGUAUCUAAGAAAUUUGUAUUUUUUUAAACCUAUUUAA